Molecule: messenger RNA, 716 nt
Organism: Plodia interpunctella (Indianmeal moth)
Lineage: Eukaryota; Metazoa; Arthropoda; Insecta; Lepidoptera; Pyralidae
Product: cuticle protein 65-like
Exons: 2
Coding region: 96-638 (180 amino acids)
Source: RefSeq, a predicted model, not a curated record
CACAAAUCUGCGACCGAACUAUAUAACGACGCAAGUUGUCACUUGCUGCAUCACUCCACUAGGAUCUUUGCAUCUAACCACCAACAAUAAACAACAUGAAAUUCUUUGUGUGCUUCUGUGCGCUGGCGGCAGUCGCUAUGGCCGGCGAGAGUGAGAAGAGAGAAAAACGGGGUCUUCUUGGUGGUCUUGGCUACAGCAGCGGUUACAGUAGCGGCUACAGCGGUGGCUACAGCGGUGGCUACAGCGGAGACUUCAGCGGAGGCUACAGCGGUCUUAGCAGCGGUUUGUCUUCCUCAUCCAUCAGCUACUCCGCGCCAGUCAUCGCCGCGCCUGUAGUCUCAGCCCCCAGUGUCGUCGCUGUUAACAAAGUGGUGAAUGUGCCACGUGUCGUCUCCGUACCUCAAGUUAUUAAUGUACGCAAAGUCGUCUCCGUGCCUCAAGUUGUCACUGUGAAGAAAGUGGUCGCUGCGCCAUCUAUCGCCUACAGCUCUGGCUAUAGUAGCCUUGGAGGAUAUUCCAGCUUUGGCUCCCGCUACAGUAACCUGGGCUACUCUAGCCUUGGAUCUGGGUAUAGCUAUGGUGGCUACUCUGGAAACAGCUACAACGGUGCCCCCUCUUACUCUAACGGCUGGUGGUGAACUUAGUGUCGUCUAGUCAAUGGUAUUAAUAUUUUUGUACUUUUCUAAAUAACAAUAAAAUAUUUUACUGAAACUUAA